Molecule: messenger RNA, 2358 nt
Organism: Mya arenaria
Lineage: Eukaryota; Metazoa; Mollusca; Bivalvia; Myida; Myidae
Product: b(0,+)-type amino acid transporter 1-like
Exons: 1
Coding region: 240-1754 (504 amino acids)
Biological process (GO): amino acid transmembrane transport
Cellular component (GO): membrane
Molecular function (GO): L-amino acid transmembrane transporter activity
Source: RefSeq, a predicted model, not a curated record
GUCUGAAGGUAAAUAAGUAACUCUCAUUUUUAAUUAGACCUUAUGGUUAUUUGGAGAAGUAAGAAGUGAAUGUCCAUUGAAGCACACUAGAUCGGAUUUAUAUGUGCCGUCAUAUUAACGGUGAUUUAAAAGCAAUUUUAGGAUGGAAGAUUUCACACCUUCUAUGCAAUAUUUCAUCUAACGAAUAUUCAUAAGUUUAAUAUUUAACAGUUUAACGGCGUUUUAUAAUUCUGACAAAGAUGGAUGAAAAAGCAGAAUACGCAGAUGAUAUUGAUAUAUCGAACAUCAGAAAUGAACGUGGAAGCAAACACUUAAAACAUGCUAAAGUGGAUGUGCAGGUUGGCCGUAUUCGAGUCAAGGAAAGAUUAGGUCUAUUUGCUGGUAUAGUGUUUAUAAUUGGAGCAGUGAUUGGAUCGGGAAUAUUCAUUUCUCCUCUUGGCGCCUUAAAGAACAGUGGAUCGGUAGGAGCGAGUCUGUUGAUAUGGGUCGCAUGUGGUAUACUUUCUAUCAUCAUAGGACUAGUGUACGCCGAGCUAGGAGUCAUAUUGCCAAAGUCUGGUGGCGAUUAUACGAUUAUCAGGACGGGCAUCGGCAACAUUCCCGCCUUUCUUAUCUCAUGGACAACAACAACUGUAACCCACGCAGGAAGCCGUGCAGUGCUGGCCCUGGUCUUCGCAGACUACCUUUGUGCACCUAUAUUUGGUGCCUGUAAAGCGCCGGAUAGCAUCCGUAAAAUGAUAGCCGCAGCCCAACUGUUACUUCUGGCUAUUACAAAUACAAUCAGUGUCAAUAUUGUUGCCUCAGUGCAAGGAUUGUUCACGUUUCUUAAGGUAGCCGCUCUCGUUGUUAUAACUGUUGGAGGGUUCGUUUACUUGUUCCAAGGCAAAACAGAAAACUUUGAAGAUGCUUUUGAGGGUACAACAAACGACGUAACAUCAAUCACGCUGGCAGUUUAUAGUUGCAUGUGGGCGUACGGUGGAUAUAACAAUCUGAAUGAAAUAGCUGAAGAAAUGAUUAAUCCAAAGAAAAACAUUCCAAAAUCGAUCAUUAUAUCCCUGACGCUCAUCACCCUUAUUUAUAUAUCAACGAAUGUUUCGUAUUUCACACUAUUGUCAAAAGACGAGUUCCUAUCUGUAAAUGCCGUAGCCUUCAGCUGGGGCGAGCGAGUGCUUCAAGCUGGUGCUAUCUUUAUUCCUCUCAGCGUCAUGUGUUCCGUCUACGGGGCAUCAAACGGCGGUUUCUUCACGGAUGUGCGAGUGAGGUUUGCGGCCGCAAGAGCGGGUCAUUUACCGGAGAUAUUGUGCUACCUACACCAUAAGACAAGGAUCCCGCUCGGUGCGCUUAUCUUCAAUACAGGUGUUUCAAUCCUUAUGCUUAUUCCCGCCGAUGUUUCGGAACUGAUCAACCUCGUCAGUUUCAUAGGAUUUCUCACACAGGGACUAUCUAUUGUUUCGUUUAUGAAGUUAAGAUACCAUCGAAGGAACAAACCCGUUAAUAAGGAUGAUUUUCGGAUUCCAAUGGUUUUGGCAGUUAUUGCGUUGCUUGUUUGUAUAUUUAUGGUUGUAUCGCCGUUUAUUUCAAACCCCAAAAUUGAAUUCCUCUACGGUGCAGGAUUUAUUCUUUCUGGGCUUAUCUUGUACUUUCCGUUCGUCCAUUUUGGUUGGAUAAUUCCGGGCUGGGAUAAAGUCACCACGUUCUUCCAGUUGUUUAUGGAAAUGUGCCCGACUGUGUUAGAUGCUGACUUGGAUAUUUAGAGGAAAGUACACAUCGAAAUAUUUUAAUUUUAAGCGACAUGAAUUUAUAUUUUAUACCUGUCAAAUUUCCGUCUGACAAAGUCCGAAUUACACACAGUUAUAAAAAAAAUCGAAUCAUACAUUAGCCUUUAAAUACUUUAAAGGUACGAUUUUAAAUAAAUACUACGUAAAUUGGUUGAUCUUUCUGCUAGUAUCUCGUCUCGUUGCUCGCGUAAAGAAACUUCGUACUCGACCCUCUGCGCUUUACGCAAGCAACUCGAAGUAAAAUAACCCCAUACUGUCUUUUACCGUAACAGUGUGUCAGCGUGUCAUUGCCACGUUUUCAUCAGUAAAACAAGAUCUUAUCAACAUUAAGUACUUACAGAUCAAGUUGUUAGACAAAUGUUAUUUAAAACAUAUUAUUUUGCCGCAAAAUAGUACGCUUUCCAAACAAAUAGGUGCACGAACAUCCACAACUUUUUGGGGGGGUUGAUUCCUCUUUAUGCAUGUACUAAAAUAUGUAAAAUGUGUAUUGUUUGUUUCGCUGAACGUCCCGAGGCAGAAGCCUCAAUAUUUAUCAAUAAAGACAUUCUAUUAAUAUAAGUUUUUCUCUUGUUCUGUGGCG